GGAACACUUUGCCUACCCAGUGCGCAGGGCUUUUGAAUCAAGUGCAUCUACCAUCAACAGCGCAACAGGAAUAACACAAAAAAAAGGCGCGGAAGCCUUUAUCGUUGGCUUUUCUAUAGGAAUGUUUGGUUAUCGAGUAGGAAUACCUUGAAGAUGGACCAGUCGCGAUCGACAUGUUGGUGACCACUGGUCUACAUGAUAGCCAGCCAUGUGGUCACGCUCAUAAACAUAGCCUACCUGUAUAUUGCAAGUCCAGUUUCUUACUCAUGAUAGUCAUGCUUAUCUUACGGACAUCUGCAGCCUAUGUUCUAACUUUUAUAUUGACCUUAUGCAUUGAGUUUGAUGAGGAUAUGAGUAGAUCUCGUUGUGUACAAUUGGGAUGUUGCUCUUGGACAUAUGUAGGCUACACCUGUGCUGUAGGCUACACCCGAGCUGACUCACUGUCAGGUGUGGUCUAGUUCCCGAGGAAGGUAGAUUGAUCUGAUGGAGCAUGUUCCGAGAGAAGAGAGGGAACUGACAGAACGGAUCACGUUGAGAGAAAAGAAAGAGAACUUACAGAGCAGAUUCUGAGUCUGAGCCAAACAGCUGGACAGGAUAUAUCUAACAGCGGAACAGAGAUGGAAUGACGAGAUAACAACCUGAGAUCAGUGCCAAUGCUGUGUUUGUGGAGGACACGACAUGUACCACCGAUAUCUGCCAGGGCCAGCUGGGUGACUGUUGGCUUCUGGCUGCCCUGUCCUGCCUUACCAUGCACCCCCAUCUCUUUGUCAAAGUGGUACCACCUAAUCAGAGCCUGACAGAAUCCUAUGCUGGCAUCUUCCACUUCAUGUUCUGGCAGUAUGGUGAGUGGGUGGAGGUGGUAGUGGAUGACAGGCUACCUGUACGCGAGGGUCGCCUGCUCUUCAGCUACUCCUGUACCCGCAACGAGUACUGGAGCGCCCUGGUGGAGAAAGCCUAUGCCAAGCUGAUCGGGUCAUAUGGAAGUCUGAAGGGGGGUAAUAUCUCAGAGGCUAUGGAGGAUUUUACAGGGGGCAUAGCCUACUCCCUCCCUGUCUCCUCCCGCGCCCCCAGGGUCAUGUGGAAAGCCCUCUCUGCUGCCCUGUCCCGUGGCAGCCUGCUCAGCUGCUUCAUACAGGCUAGUAACUAUUGUGAGAUAGGCACAGUGACUGCAGAGGGACUGGUGAAGGGCCAUGCCUACGCCAUCACAGACACUGACACGGUGAAGAAGCCGGCUGGUGAGGCCUUGUUGCUGAGGCUGAGGAAUCCCUGGGGCUUUGUGGAGUACUCUGGACCCUGGAGUGACAAGAGUAAAGACUGGGAUGAUGUGGAUGCUGCUGAGAAGAAAAGGAUUGAUCUGAAAAACAGUGAGGACGGCGAGUUCUGGAUCAGUGCGGAGGACUUCAACAAGCUGUUUGACACAGUGGAGCUGUGUAGUGUGGACCCUGACCCCAUAGUGGAAGAGGACACAUCCACUGACCCCGACUCCCCUGCUGACCCCCCCUCUGCCUGGACCCUCAGCUCCCACAAAGGCUCCUGGGUAUCGGGCUCCACUGCAGGGGGGAGCUGUAGUUACCCUCGAUCCUUCUGGAAGAAUCCCCAGUUCCAGCUUGUCCUUGCCGAGCAUGAUGAUGAUAUAGAGAUGACCCCGGGGGAGAAGAAGGUGGCAGAGAAGCAGAAGGAGAAAGCAAAGCAGUGCACCGUGCUGGUGGAACUACUGCAGAAAGACCGGAGAAAGAAGGAGAAAAUCAACUUCCUCCACAUCGCCUUCCACAUCUACAGGGUUCCUCCAAAGCUCCGGGGCCUGUGUCUGGACCAGAGCUUCUUCUCUUUCAAGCAGCCUGUGGGGAGUUCUGGGGUGUACCAGCCUUUCAGGGCUGUGUGGAGGGAGGUGAGGCUGGACCCAGGAAACUACGUGAUCCUGGCCUCCACCUACAGUCCCAACCAGCCCGCGGAAUUCUUCCUCCGCGUCUACUCCAAGACUGGCAACAAUCUGGGGACCCAAGACUUCACUUGCUCCACUGGCUUCCUCAUGGUCAUGUCAAUGCCACCAGUCUUGCCAGAGGAUCGCAAGAGAGUACAGAAGACCUUUGAUGAGGUGGCAGGGCCGGAUGACAAGCUGAAUGCUAAGGAGUUCAUGAAGCUGGUUAACUCAGUUCUGGAGAAAGACUACCAGCUGCCACUGGAGACAUGCAGACAGCUCAUCUUUGGAGAGGAAACUGGGGGGCGUAGCAGUCUGACCCGAGAGCAGACAGAGCCUGUGCUGACCUCUCUUCGCAGUCUGCAGUCCAUCUUCUUCAAGUUUGAUCAGGACUCUUCAGGGACUAUGAGCCCCUUUGAGCUUAGUCUGGCCCUCCAGGCUGCUGGUGUGCAGUGUGAUGGCCAGGUCAUACAGCUGCUGUGGGAGAGGUUUGGCUCUGGGGAGCUGCACCUGCCUUUCCAUGGCUUUGUGGCCUGUGUCACCAGGCUGCGCAAGCUAUUCGCCCUGUAUAAAUCAGAGAGCAACCCUGAGGUCAAAGACGGAGGAAUCAAUACUUGGCUGCUCCGACUCCUGACCGUGUGAGAGUGCUCUGUAAAGGGGGUUUCUACGUGGGCACUGCAGGGGAAUUCUAUCUGACCAGGAACAUAUGAUAACAUCAUGCCUCUCCUGGCGCCCUCGUCCACACACACACAGGCGCACACGUACACCACACACACAAACAGCCCCUGGCCUUUGUCACCAUAAGAUACCCCGCAUAUCAGUUAAGUAUUUUCAGCAAUUGAGUCAAGUAUUUUCAGUUCUACAGCCAAGUAUUUCUUUAACCUUUCAUUAUUUGAGUUUUAAAUAGUGAAAAUGUAGUUGAAGCCCUGUAGUUGAAAUGUAUCCAAAAAUAAAAAAUGUUGUAAAAAUGAAUCCACUUUAAUAAUGUAAAAUGAUUUCUGUGUUUAUAAAUACAGCCCAGCCUCACAUACACGGUGAGUACGGCCUGCCCUGGUGAGGGAGUGAAGGUGAUGUCUCAACCGCGCAGCACACACGUCUCUAUACUUAUCAUACUGAUGCCUCCUACAGCAUCAACACUAACUCGCCGCAUCCUCCGCUACUUCCCUCGCUCCCUCCCUCCUUUGCUCCCUCCCUCCUUUGCUCCCUCCCUCCUCCUUUGCUCCCUUCCUCCUUUGCUCCCUUCCUCCUUUGCUCCCUUCCUCCUUUGCGUCCUUCCUCCUUUGCUCCCUUCCUUCCUCCCUCGCUCCCUCCCUCCUUUGCUCCCUUCCUCCUUUGCUCCCUUCCUCCUUUGCUCCCUUCCUCCUUUGCGCCCUCCCUCACGCUCUCAAUUCAAUUCAAUUCAAGGGCUUUAUUGGCAUGGGAAACAUGUGUUAACAUUGCCAAAGCAAGUGAGGUAGAUAAUAUAUAAAGUGAAUAUAUAAAGUGAAACAAUAAAAAUGAACAGUAAACAUUACACAUACAGAAGUUUCAAAACAAUAAAGACAUUACAAAUGUCAUAUUAUAUAUAUACAGUGUUUUAACAGUGUACAAAUGGUUAAGGUAUACAAGGGAAAAUAAAUUAGCAUAAAUAUGGGUUGUAUUUACAAUGGUGUUUGUUCUUCACUGGUUGCCCUUUUCUCGUGGCAACAGGUCACAAAUCUUGCUGCUGUGAUGGCACACUGUGGAAUUUCACCCAGUAGAUAU
Oncorhynchus nerka (sockeye salmon) is the source of this 3661-nucleotide messenger RNA. RefSeq names its product calpain-9-like. NCBI's taxonomy places the organism in Eukaryota, Metazoa, Chordata, Actinopteri, Salmoniformes, Salmonidae. Gene Ontology annotation, cellular component: cytoplasm. The transcript has 22 exons. Bases 749 to 2560 code for a protein of 603 amino acids. Gene Ontology annotation, molecular function: calcium ion binding; calcium-dependent cysteine-type endopeptidase activity. The record is from RefSeq and is a predicted model, not a curated record. Gene Ontology annotation, biological process: proteolysis.